AUGAGUGGGAGAAGUAUUAAUAAUGAUAACUCUGGUAAUGAUUGCAAAGACAGCGUGUAUAUGAACUCAGAUUCAGAAUAUGAAUCUUCAUCGCCAAAAAAAAGUUCGUCAUCAGGAUUGAAAAAUCAUUCUAUUGCCAAUAACAAUGAAGAAGUGAAUCUUUCCAAGAGUACGCAUAGAAAUUUGCUUUUGGAACAUAAAAAUUCUACAAAAGAAGUUCCAACAUUACAAACCUUUGCAGAUGAGAAUCUCUACGAUCCGAAAAUUAUGGCUGAGAAAAGGAUCGGUACGAAUGAGCAUGCUUUUAAAGACAGCGAUUCUUCAUAUAAGGAUAAUGAUAUUGAAAGUUCUGAUUUAGAUGCCGAAAGUACAAUACUGAAGGUCACAAAUUUUAUUAAUGGUAAGCGAGAAGAGCUUGGGGAACAUGAAGAGCGACUGCAAUCCCCUUUGAUAGCGGGUAAAAAUGAUAUGUCAGGUAUGCAGACUAGUGGUUCUGAUAAGAGUGACAAUGAUCACAAGAAGUCCGGAAAAACAGAUGCAAAAAAUUGCCGAAAUCGUCUAAGGUAUACUGAGAAAUAUGCCAGUGAUACUCCUGAAGGUAGAUGGUCAAAAAACGAUUGGAUACGCUUCUAUAGUUACCUAAAGGUGUGGAAAAGAACGCGUAAGCUUUCAAUAACGGACAUCAGUAGGCUCAAGAAAGCAUUUAACUGUGAUACUUUGGAACUGGAACUAAGGAUAAAGGUUCUUAAAAGUAUUGUAGCAAAGAAAAAGAGGACAGCGUUCCAAAAACGAUUAGAUCAUAUAAUUGAAACUAGCUUCACAUGA
Molecule: messenger RNA, 825 nt
Organism: Brettanomyces bruxellensis
Lineage: Eukaryota; Fungi; Ascomycota; Pichiomycetes; Pichiales; Pichiaceae
Exons: 1
Coding region: 1-825 (274 amino acids)
Source: RefSeq, a predicted model, not a curated record